CCCGCCGUCGCCCGCCUCCCCUUCCCGGUUUGCUGCAGCCACCCUUUGUUUGCGACUCCAGCUUUCGUCAUCGCGACCCUCCCUUAUUGCUAGACUACCUACUCUUGCAACCCCUCCUUCGCCAUACUAAAUUCGAACCCGCCUACGCCCCUACCUUCGCUACCUUGUUACGACCCUCGCCUGCUGGUUUGGCUGGUCCCGUAUCCCGUGCUCGCGACGAGUACACGCCAUAAGAUAUUAUCUUCUGUCCCGAGGCCCUCCGCCUUACACCACGAAGCUGCCUACCUCUACCCAACUUCUAUACCGCCGGCCAACAUGCUACCCUCGCUGCUCAAAUCGUCGCUCCUCCUCCUCGCCGCCGCCCUUCCCUUCUCCUCCGCCGAGCGCAUGAUCUCGUCGUCAUCCCUGAACCCAUGCCAGUCCAACUCGAGCUUCUCAGCAAACCUCUUCCAGGUCACCUUCACACCCAACAACAGGAGCUUGGAUUUCAAGAUUCAAGGUGUCUCCACUAUCAGUGGAAGGGUCAACGCUGAGAUGGAGCUGCUCGUCUACGGCUACCCCGCUCUCAAACAGAGCCUGAACCCAUGCAAGAAUAAGGAACUCGAGGGCCUGUGCGACAUGAAUCCGGGCCCCAUCGAGCUCAAGUCCAACCUCGACAUCACCCCGGAUGUCAUGAGCAAGAUCCCCGCCAUCGCCUAUACCAUCCCCGAUCUCGACGCAAUGGUCCGCAUCAGGAUUUCCCGUCUCGACACGAAGGAACCUUUGGCCUGCGUCGAGGCCGAAUUGACCAACGGGCACUCGGUCGCCCAGAAACCUGUCGCUUGGGUCACUGCCAUCAUUGCAGGUCUCGGGCUGGUCGCGUCCGCCAUUACAUCCGGCUUAGGACACUCCAACACCGCUGCGCACGUCGCGGCCAACGCCAUGUCGCUCUUCGGAUACUUCCAAGGACAAGCUCUCUUCGGCAUGUGCGCCAUGCCCCUUCCCCCCGUUGUUGCAGCUUGGACUCAGAACUUCCAAUGGAGCAUGGGCAUCAUCCGCGUGGGAUUCCUGCAGGAGCUGGCCACUUGGUAUCAGCGCGCCACCGGCGGCCAGCCCACCACCUACCUUUCGACCUUGUCCACCGUCUCCAUCGAUGUGCAAAAGGUCAAGCGUGGCCUGGAACACCUUGGCCGCCUGGUCACUCGCAGUAACGCUGGCUCUGGACCAGGGGAGCGCGUCGUCUUCCAUGGUAUCGAGCGCGUCGGCUUCCGAGCCCGCAUUGAAACAAGCAACAUCUUCAUGACGGGUUACAUUUUUUUCAUCAUCUUCUUGAUCCUCGUCACGCUGGGUGUCAUCGCCUUCAAGUUCCUCUGCGAGGCAUUGGUCAAGGCUGGAAAGAUGAAGCACGAUCAAUUCACCGACUUCCGCAACGGUUGGCAAACCGUGCUCAAGGGCAUCUUGUUCCGCUGCAUUCUGAUUGGCUUCCCCCAGAUGAUGGUUCUGUGCUUUUGGGAGCUCACCAGGCGCGACUCAUCCGGCGAGGUCGUCCUGGCCAUCUUCACCAUGGUCACGAUGAUUUGUGUUUUGGCCUGGGCGUCUUCCAAGGUCAUCCGCAUCGCUCAGCGAUCCAUUGCUAUGCACAAGAACCCCGCCUACAUUCUGUAUUCGGACCCGGUUUCCCUGAACAAGUGGGGCUUCCUCUACGUGCAGUUCAAGGCGGCCGCCUACUACUUCAUCGUGCCUAUUCUCUUCUACGUCCUCAUCAAGGCCAUGUUUGUCGGUCUCGCUCAGGGGAACGGCGUUGUACAGGCCAUUGCCCUUGUUUUGAUCGAGGCCGCACUGCUGAUCGGUGUUUCCGUCAUGCGGCCGUACAUGGACAAGAAGACUAACGGUUUCAACAUUGCCAUCGCCGCCUUCAACUUCCUUAGCGCAGUUUUCCUGCUCGUUUUCUCUAACGUGUUUAACCAACCGGGCAUAGUAACCGGCGUCAUGGGUGUCAUUUUCUUCAUUUACAACGCCGCUUUCGCCCUUGUGCUCCUCCUCAUGGUCCUGGUGUCUUCUGGGUUCGCCCUGUUCACCAAAAACCCUGAUACUCGUUAUCAGCCCAUGCGCGAUGACCGCGGCUCCUUCAUCAAGUCGCAGACGCAGCUCACGACCGAGCUGGACGCUCUUGGUGCCACCGCCCGUGGUGAGGGUAAGGGCCAACAUGCCCGGGCCGGCAUUGAUGACGACGAUGAUUCCUUCAGCUCCCACACGCUUGAGCAGCGGCAGAUGGCCGCCAAGGAGGGUGCCUUCACGGAGCACUACCAACCCGCCCCGCCGCGCAGUCCUGUAGACCCCGGCUUUCACGGGCAGCCAUCAUCAUCGCCAUCCGCCAAUGCAUCCUACUACGGCCGCAACAGUCCAACUCCUUCGUACGGACGUGCGGGCAGCCUCAGGAACGAACAGCCCUACCGAGCGGCCAACAACUCGAGCCCCUGGCAAAGAGGAGCGGGUUAUGACCAUUGACGCCACGAGCAGGAACAGAUCAUCGACCUGUACGAU
Molecule: messenger RNA, 2523 nt
Organism: Westerdykella ornata
Lineage: Eukaryota; Fungi; Ascomycota; Dothideomycetes; Pleosporales; Sporormiaceae
Product: TRP-domain-containing protein
Exons: 2
Coding region: 316-2487 (723 amino acids)
Biological process (GO): fungal-type cell wall biogenesis; transmembrane transport
Source: RefSeq, a predicted model, not a curated record